UCGCGCUUUAAUAAAAUGUUAAGUUUAAAUGUCUGUGUAUGGACGGCAUACGUACAUGAAGAAUUAAAUGUUUUAAAAGCUGCAUUAAGAUAUCAGGUUUUAAAAACGAUACAUGAAACGCGAAAGCAACAGUGGACCUCAUUCUUUUCUCAGAAAAACUGUCAAUAGCGCGUUGCUGUGGAUACUUAGUGGUUACACACGUGAAUCAUCCUGACGUGAUGCUCGUCUCUGUAAACCACGUGACGAAGUGUUUGGCUGGUCUUGCGUCUUGUUCUCUGCAGAAAACCAAACUUCAGGACGCAUCAGCCUUGUGUUUUGUCUUAGUUAUUGUCACUAUGUGACGGUUGAUUCAUUUGUGAACCCAAACCACGUCCUGGCGUUUAUCUCGCAGCGGUCAGAUAAGCGAGUUGGACUUUGAACGAGUUGCGCAAAUACACAGCAGUGAAGCCACGGUUGGUUUGGCUGCGACUAAUUCCACGUUAUUCCUUAUUUUUAUUCAGAGAAUCAUCUGAGACAAGUUUCUAGACGCAGCGUCAUGGCGUCCACACUUGGCAGACGGCUGGUCGCGUGUCUUCUGAACGUGUCCGAGGCUCGCAGGAAGCAUCUGGUGGAGACGGUGGCCAGCGCUGCCGUGUAUCACUCUGAAGGCGUGAGAAGAGACAACACCACUGUGCUCAACAUCUUCAACGACCACGACUACAAUCGCUCCGUCAUCACCAUCGUGGCGCCGCUCGAAAACAUCAUCAUGGUCCACGCCUGUGUCUGUGCUGCAGGUGAGGCGGUUCUGUCGGCGUGUGAGAAAGCCUGCCUGUUGUUUGACAUGCGCCAGCAUGUGGGCGUCCACCCCUGCAUGGGGGCUGUUGACCUGGUCCCCUUUUAUCCACUGGGGGAGGAGGUGGGAGUCCAGGACUGUGCCGAGCAGGCCCGAGCGGUGGCUCGAGGGCUCACAGACAGGGUCCCCGGUGCCGCCGCCUUCCUCUUCGGCUGGGCGGAUCCUCUUCAGCGGGGGCUGGCGCAGAGGCGGAAGGACAUGGGCUGGUUCAAGAAGUCUGUGGAUAUUGAGAAGAUCCGAGCUGACGUUGGACCGCUGCCACAGAGGCGCUUCGGUCUGACCGGGGUCGGUGCAAGUCCUUACGUGAUGAAUUGCAACGUCACGAUCGACACGCAAGACCUGGUCGUGGGACGGGAAAUCGCCUCAGCUAUCAGGGAGUCUGCACCAGGAGGCUUGCCUGGGGUGCAGGUGCUGGCUCUGCCACACGAGGGCGCCGUGGAGAUCGCCUGUAAUGUUGAAAGCGUGAAAGGAAGCCCACCCAGCCGCUGGAGUGACCCCUGGCCGUCGUUCAGUGUAGACGGACAGUUGUACUGCCACGCCCCCGCAUCCCUCAUCGCCGGCAGAGUGGCUGAGCUCGCAGCACGGCAGGAUGUCAGCGUGAAGGGCACCGCUCUGGUGGGCUUCACCCCGCGUGAGUGCAGGACUUUGGCAGAGUUAGCACUCUCUCAAGGCAUUGCAGAGUUCUGGAGAGAGCAGCGUCGGAUCCGGAUGUAAAGGCAAAUUGGGACAGUUGGCAGUAAACAAUAAACAACAUCAGAUUUUUUUCCGUUCAUCCAUCAUUUCCCAUAGGAUUGUAGGAACACUCAGAGGUGUCCAGCGUCCCUGAUACCAGUUUGGGUCACAAGGAAAUGGGAAGGUCUACACUUGAGUGUUCUCAACCAGACGACUUGUCUCGGGGGACUUGGGGAUCCCGGACGGCCACAGCUGUUUUGGUUGGAAAUUCUGAGAUAUCCAAGACCGUGCACUGCUCUGACUACACUCCAUCUUGGCCCCGAAGGUCAGUCGAAAGGAAGUUCAUGUUCGGGUUCCUCAGUGGUAGAGUUGACAUGAGGUAUCUUGCUAUAAACUCACCUCUAAUUUUCAAGCAAAAUCUGGUGCUCUGUUGCUAAUAUCCAGUUUGUCCGACCUUGUUGAUACGGCUGCUUGCAUUGUGUGACGGGCUGGUGAGGCUUCAUGAAGCAGUGUCUUCAUUUUCAGAGCCCACUAGCUGGUGCUCUUGUCUUUAAAAUAAUUGUAUGUAAACAACUAUUCAGUGAAACCUCCCUUUUUUUUAAACUGAAGGCGCUACCUACUGAGCUCAGUGUUUCAUGAAGCGGGCUGAUGAGGCUUCAUGAAUCAGUGUCCUCAUUUUCAGAGCCCACAAGAUGGCGCUCUCUUCCCUAAAAUAAAAGGUAUUUCUGCAAAACCUCACUUUCUUUUUUUUUUUUUAACUGAGAGUGCCAUCUACUGAGUGUUUCAUGAAACCUCAUCAUUAUGAAACUCUUUCAUUCAUGAAACUCUGGUGCUCAAUGCCGUCUGUUGUGCCAACAGAGGUCUUGUUUCAGUGAAACAUCUCCACGAAAAUCAAAAUUGAUUUUAAAGCUGCUAUUUUUACAACCCUCUCACUACACCUUCCUAUCGAUUCCAUUCCACACCGACGGAUUAAACGCUUGGUAACGUGAGCAGAAAUCCACCACUGAAUCAGUCAGAAAUGAAGUGGGGCGAAAUGAUGCCACACUUUUCUGACACAAGAACAUCGCAGUAUGGAUUUGUGGGUCGGGAAUGUGACGCAAAAAAACGUACAAAACACCCCAGAGCCAAUAAAUGGAUCAUCUUAAUCCAGAGUGGGAGCUAAUCGCCCCGCUGCUCCAGUUUACAACCCUUUUGUCGGGCAAUUUUUAUUCUGCGUUAUGUAAGGAUGCCUUUUGAGGCUGUUUUCGCACGAGCGCACGCGCUUGUAUCGUCUUUGUGUGUCAUCCAGCUGAGGCUCUUAGUCACACAAGCAUGGCAGCCAUGCAGCUUUCAUCUCAUGUGUACCACUCUGUGCCUCCAUCGCUUUCUUUCACACAUUGUCCUUUCCUCUUCCUCUGCUGUCUUUCUUGCUUUUCUGCACACAUUUACUCUAUGAACACACACACACACACACAAACACACACACUCUCUCUCUCUCAGCCUGCCAGGCUUGGGAGCAUCAAGGCUUAAUCUAGGUCACAGCAUAAGCCCAGAGGUAUCCUUGCCUCCAUGCACUGGCUUGCAUGUUUAAAUUCACAGUCAUAAAAUAAUCUCGUGGGGUUUUUUUUCUCUGUAAAAACAAAAUCCGUUUUGACUAAUUUCCGUCAGCCAACAGUGAGAAGCAUCUGCUUUUCAAUCCGACGACCUCCCACCAGGAGUGCGACUAAA
Messenger RNA from Synchiropus splendidus (mandarinfish), 3211 nucleotides. It is a transcript of the gene ftcdnl1, whose product is annotated as formiminotransferase cyclodeaminase N-terminal like 1. The coding region runs from base 536 to 1546 and encodes 336 amino acids. Lineage: Eukaryota; Metazoa; Chordata; Actinopteri; Syngnathiformes; Callionymidae. The transcript has 6 exons. The record is from RefSeq and is a predicted model, not a curated record. Gene Ontology annotation, molecular function: folic acid binding; transferase activity.